Phalaenopsis equestris is the source of this 772-nucleotide messenger RNA. RefSeq names its product protein NDR1-like. The coding region runs from base 99 to 698 and encodes 199 amino acids. The record is from RefSeq and is a predicted model, not a curated record. The transcript has a single exon. NCBI's taxonomy places the organism in Eukaryota, Viridiplantae, Streptophyta, Magnoliopsida, Asparagales, Orchidaceae. Gene Ontology annotation, biological process: defense response to other organism.
UUCCCCACCCGCACAUAAAAUGCAGCAGAAAACCGCUACCUUAUUCUUCCCCACCCAUCACAAAACAAUUAUCCCAAAAACCAUUUAAUUCUCCGGCCAUGCCCGCCAUUGCUCCGCCGCCCGACCACCGCCACCACAUUCGCGAAAGCCUAACAACUCGAGCUGCCAAAUUCAUCUGCUCCAUCUUCCUCACACUCCUCCUCAUCACCGCUGUAAUCAUCUUCAUCCUCUGGCUUAGCCUCCGUCCUCACCGCCCCCGCUUCCACCUCUUCUCCUUCUCCACCCAUAACAUCGCCUCCGGUGCCCUCCAAACCAUCUCCUUCAACGUCUCAUCCCGAAACCCUAAUCGCGAGAUCGGCAUCUAUUACGAUGCAAUCUCGGCCUCUGUUUUCUACAACAACGACGCGAUCGGAUCUUCGCCGGUGCUUUUCCCAUUUUACCAGCCACCGAAGAAUACUACGGCGGUGAGGGGGGAGAUUGGUGUGGAGGAGUUGUCGGUGGGGGCGGCGGCGGAGGGGCAAAUGGCGGGGGGACGGGUAGGGUUCAGGCUGGAGUUGGCUUCGACCAUUCGGUUUAGGGUUUCGAGAUGGGAUUCGCACCGUCAUGGAAUGCAUGUUGCGUGUUAUGUUGAGGUGGGGGGAGAUGGGGAGAUGCUGGCAGAGUAUGUUGGAAGGAAAUGUCCCAUUUAUUUUGGGUGAGAAUAAGGUUUGGUAACAAGAUUAUAUUAUAAAUGUUGCAGAAGAUCUGAAAUUUUUUUUCCUUUUUUUAAGUU